UGACGCAGAGCUGACAGUGGUUUAUCACUACUCUCUUAUCUGUUUCUAAUUUUCACAAUUCUUAUAGCAUUUAACUCAACUAUAUGUAUCUGGACGUAAUUUUUAAAUUGUUUUUCCGUAUUUGUAUCCGCAACCCUAAAACUACAUAUUUAUUAAGUGUAGCUACUGAGUGAUAUAUAAUUUACGAUGGCUGAAGAACCGAAACCAGUGAAUGAAGAAGAUUUCAAACUACUAAAGGAGAGAAUGAAUUUAAUUGUCAGUGCAGAUCCCGCACAGUAUCAUAAUGAUUACUCUUUACGUAGAUAUUUAAGAGCAUUUAAAAGCGUCGACAGCACUUUUCAGGCUAUUUUAAAGACAAACAAAUGGAGAACGGAAUAUGGAGUAGCAGAGCUACACGAAAACAAAGAAUUAAUAGAUAAGUACAAUGAUAAAGCAAGAGUACUAAGACAUAGAGAUAUUGUGGGCCGCCCAAUUAUCUAUAUUCCAGCCAAAAAUCAUAGUUCAAGUGAUAGAAAUAUUGAUGAUCUUACUAAGUUUAUUGUAUAUUGCUUGGAAGAUGCAAGUAAAAAAUGUUUCGAAGAAGUAGUAGACAAUCUGUGCAUUGUGUUUGAUUUGAACAACUUCACAUUAUCAUGUAUGGAUUACCAGGUUCUCAAGAAUCUUAUUUGGCUGCUCAGCCGCCACUAUCCAGAGAGACUUGGUGUUUGUUUAAUUAUUAAUUCACCAGCAUUUUUUGCUGGUUGCUGGGCUGUGAUCAAAGGAUGGUUAGAUGAGAAUACGGCGGGAAAAGUGACAUUUGUGAAUUCUGAAAUGGAUCUUUGUAAAUAUCUUAUCCCAGACAUCUUGCCAACAGAUAUGUAGUUUAUACAAGUUUUAAUGAUAAAUAUUUAAAUGGUUAAUUGGCAUUUAGAAGCAAUGCUUCAGAAAUUGUAAUUAUUAAAAUUUUAAAAACAAACUUUGACAUUAUUAAAAAUUAAAUAUAAAAAACAUUAAAUAUCCGGUUAAACUAGUCAUAUGUCAUAGUCAUAUAUAUUAAUAAAUAAAAUAAGGUUUAUUUUUGUUUCUUACAUAAAUUUGGAAAUAUUACGACCCAGAUAUUAUUGAUAAGAAAAUAAAUUUACUGGUUUUAUAAAUUAAUACUUUUAUUAAAUAUUGACUAAGCAAUGGCUUUAAAUAACUUUUGUUGCUAUAAAAUAAACUACCAAUUUAAGCAAAGCAUAACUAAUGGUAAAUAUCCCUACUUAAUAAUAAGCUAGAAAAAAUUAAUAAUUUAAAUCUAUUGUUAUGUUAAUUAGAAUAUGAAGUAUAUAAGAGUUCGCUUUUAAUGACAAAUUUGUUGUUUACUGCUUGCAUCAUUUAAUGCUUAGAUUGAUGUAAGUUUGCUUAAGUUUGUCUUACAUGAAUCAUGAAAACAGAACAAUUCACUAUUUUAUUUUUUUAAUAAGAAUUUAGUAUGCCAACGUAAUUUUGUUAAAGUAAUAGGAUAUUUAUAUUUGUUAUGUUUCAAAGACAUGAAAGACCUGUUUAAUGAUUAUUUGAAAUUUAUUUGUCAAUAAACAACAUUGUUGGUGUUUGACGAUCUCUUCUUGACUAAAUAAGUUGUGAAAUAUUUUAACAGGUAGUUUUCUGUGUUAGUUGAUUUAGUUUACUUGAAUAUUGUGAUACAGACCCUAAAAGUGGUGCCAUGUUUUAUUUAUUUCGUUCAACGAAAUCCAAUUUUACUGCUUUAAAAUAUUAGUUCAAUUAAUUUUUAAGGUGUUAAAUAGAUCAUAAUAUGUUAUUUUAAUUUU
Messenger RNA from Papilio polytes (common Mormon), 1790 nucleotides. RefSeq names its product CRAL-TRIO domain-containing protein C3H8.02. The coding region runs from base 187 to 861 and encodes 224 amino acids. The record is from RefSeq and is a predicted model, not a curated record. Lineage: Eukaryota; Metazoa; Arthropoda; Insecta; Lepidoptera; Papilionidae. The transcript has 4 exons.